This is a messenger RNA of Lottia gigantea (owl limpet), 372 nucleotides long. RefSeq lists its product as hypothetical. The annotation marks the transcript as partial. The record is from RefSeq and is a predicted model, not a curated record. Lineage: Eukaryota; Metazoa; Mollusca; Gastropoda; Lottiidae. Gene Ontology annotation, molecular function: protein binding. The transcript has a single exon.
AUGUCAAAUUUACAAUAUUUUGCCAAAUUGAAAGAAAUUUUGUUGACCUUGAGUAUUAAAAGAUUCCCUUUUUUUUCAGGUAAACCUCUGCCACCUCCAAGUAAACCUCAAGCCAGUGAUAUUACCCACAAUUCACUAGUGUUAACAUGGAAUGCAGCCAAACAUGACGGAAGUAUUUUAGCGUAUACCGUGGAGAUGUGUCACAUGUCUGACAAUCGUUGGUUAGUUCUGACCUAUAGUUGCCAAGGGUGUUUAUAUCAAGUUCGUAAUCUACAACCGGAUCAAAUCUACAAGUUCCGUAUCAGAGUCGAAAAUAUUUACGGUCUCAGUAAACCCAGUGCCGAGUCUGAUCCAGUGCAGACGCAUAUUUCA